AUGUCUGAGCGUGCCCUAUCACCGUCACCAGAAGAAAUUCACGAGCACUCUCUUUCUACUCAAUCUCAUCGCCCGCAAUCUCCCCUGUCUGCUGGCCAUCAUUCCCCUGAACAGUCUUUCAUUACGGACGUCUUCAGUGAUGCCUUUUCUCUCGAGCCAUUGGAUUCUGUUGAUUCUCCUCUAGACCACUCUGGUCAAUCCGACCACGCUUCGUCGAACUCGUCUACCACAUUGGAUGACGAGAAUGGUCUGUCCUCAUACCUAAGCCCCUUUCGAGACUCGGUUGCUUCAUUCCAGUCGCAAAUGUCGCAACGAUCGGGCUCUCCAAAACCGGAACCGAUAUCUGAGCGUGAACAAGCCGCUCCAAAUCAUCCUCCUGUCGUCACCCAAAAUGCCGUUUCCUCGUCUAUUACUCGUCACUCGUCCUCCGCCUCUUCGACGACCCAUCCUCCUCCAUCCGUGGCACAUCGAAGCAUUAGUGUUUCUUCUCGUUUCUCAAUGCCUAGAGCCCUAAGCCCGUAUACUGGCCAGACCAGACCUACACAUCCAUACGCUAUGUACCCUCAAGCUACCGGUUUGGAACGGAGUCAGGUUGAGCCAAUGCCGCCCCAGCAUCCGUACGCCAUGUAUCCGCAGAAUACUGUCCCAGAGGAGGAAGACGUGGAAGUGCACUCUCCUAUCCCAGUUGGUUUUCCUGGCCGCGAACAGGCAUUCCGGUCCCGGGGAAACGCUGGCGCCAAUGAAGUUGGAGAUAUUGUUGGGGUAGAUGGCCAUACUGAACAACUGCCGCCUUAUACGAGAUAUCCAGAUGGGACACCCCAAAAAUUUGGAUCCCACGAAUUUGUCACCCCGCCUCCGCCGGUGACGUUAGCUGGUGUCCCGGUAUCCCCAGAAUCAGGAGUAUCAUCCCGAACCCUAUUGGAUGAAAAUGGGGCUGGCCGACAAAAUGCUCCCGCUGGUGAACCUCAAGCGGAUGACCCAAGCAGUAGUAUCAAGGAAAAACUGGUCGAAAAAGGCAAAACUAGAGUGUGCUGUGGUCUCCAAAUAUGGACUAUUAUCCUCAUUGCUAUUGUCGUUUUGAUUGGAGCAGUAAUUGGCGGUGUUGUUGGAGGUGUAGUUGGAAACAAGCGAGGGGAGAAAGCAGGUGGAGCAAGUGCUAGUUCUGCAUUAAGUGGUGGAAGUCCUACUUCCGUUUUUGUAACGGUAACGGCCACCACUAUGUUGGAUGCAGCACAGUUAACGACUACGCCUUCCCUUCUCCCAAUCCCAACUGGUGAUUUCCAGAUCCCUGCAGCUUCGCUACAUGGAUCAUCAAAUAGCUGCGUCAAUGACGAUGAUCUUGUGAAGUCAUGGCAGUGCAUGAACAAAGGUUCAUUUUCUUGCUCGCUCUCCGAGGAAGACGACGGAUCAAAAAGCAUCGAACUCCAACCUUACAAGCGGAAUGGGAAUUUCGUAUAUGGUGCCCAAGCUCCAGCACUGGAAGUCACGACUUUCGACCUCAAACUGAUGCUCGAUAGGACCCAACCAGAUUUGGGUCCAGCCUUAUUCUUUUUCACGCCCUUUGAUAAACUUGUGAUAAUUCAUUCCGAUGACUUCCCUCACGUUCUUUCAGGACAACCAGUUGAUGGGGUCCAGCUCCGUCGACGUGCGGGAACUACAGCACCCAUGGCGUCAAAACCAGGUGAUCGGCCUUAUUUUUGCUGGUGGAAUAGUACUUAUUUGGAACUUUUCAUCUAUGUCAACCAGCAACUCUCCGAACCUACGACAACAACGGGCUCGGGCCAAUAUACGCCAACUAAGACCUCCACAACACUCACAUCCACAACUGCACUCCCCUCUCUAGACCUUCGCGGGCUUCGAACAACUUCUUUAGCGGCACCUGGUGGCCUACCAAUAGAGUACCCUCGCAUGAUCAAAUUGGAAGAAAUAAGGUCUUCCACUGAUGGAACUCCUCCAUACUGCGAGCAGAUGCAGGUGAUGGAUGAUGGAACUAUAUCAGGCCCACUUGGGUCUCGAGUUCCUGUUGACGAAGCCGAAACAACACUAUCCAGUUCGCGGAGUGAUGGUAACGGCACCUUGAGUGCUCCGGACAAUGAUGAUGAUUGUUUCUGCCAGUGGAUCGUUGGUUAG
Messenger RNA from Histoplasma mississippiense, 2130 nucleotides. RefSeq lists its product with no specific name. Bases 1 to 2130 code for a protein of 709 amino acids. The transcript is spliced from 3 exons. Lineage: Eukaryota; Fungi; Ascomycota; Eurotiomycetes; Onygenales; Ajellomycetaceae. The record is from RefSeq and is a predicted model, not a curated record.